Anoplophora glabripennis (Asian longhorned beetle) is the source of this 1243-nucleotide messenger RNA. Its product is annotated as 2-acylglycerol O-acyltransferase 1-like. Gene Ontology annotation, cellular component: endoplasmic reticulum membrane. Lineage: Eukaryota; Metazoa; Arthropoda; Insecta; Coleoptera; Cerambycidae. The record is from RefSeq and is a predicted model, not a curated record. Gene Ontology annotation, biological process: triglyceride biosynthetic process. Gene Ontology annotation, molecular function: diacylglycerol O-acyltransferase activity. The transcript is spliced from 3 exons. Bases 55 to 1188 code for a protein of 377 amino acids.
UGAAAUAGCGUAUGAUUUAAUGUGAUAAUCCAAUUAUUGCUUUAAAAUACAGCUAUGUUAUAUUUAUUACAUAAAUAUAAAAAAUUGUUCGUAGGAAAUACCUAUCAGUUCUUGUUUGUGCAUUUGUGCGAAGUCAAGGGAAGUAAAAAAUACAGUACAAUAAGGAUGGAACUACUUGGCAUUAAGUUUGCUCCUUUAAACGUACCACUGGAAAGACGCUUGCAAACUUUGGCAGCAGCAGCUUGGUUGGUUACCUUCACCGUAGGGGGUAUAAUAGGUACAUUCUUAGCCCUAUAUCUGGUUCUUUGUACAAGAUUAAGGUGGGUGGUGCUACCAUAUUUGAUAUGGGUAUAUUUCAUAGAUAGGCAUGCUGCAGAAACCGGUGGUAGGAUCAGUCCUUGGGCUAGAUCCUGGAAGUGGUGGAAGUAUCUCAAGGACUAUUUUCCAUUGCAGUGUGUAAAAUCAGAUGGAGCGAUAUUGGAUCCUAACAAAAAUUAUUUGUUUGGAUGCUUCCCACACGGGGUUAUGCCUAGCGGGAUAUUUAGUUUAUUAAAUACGAACUAUGGUGGUUUCGACGAGUAUUUUCCUCAUCAUGAGAGAUAUUUGGUAACUUUGUCCGAGCAAUUUAUGCUUCCGUUUUCUCGGGAAUUGAUGUUAAGUUUGGGUGGGGUAGCGUCCUCUGUGAAAUCCAUUGAAUAUAUUUUGGGAAAGCCUGGUGGAGGGAACGUCUUGGGGAUAACAGUAGGAGGUGCCAAAGAGUCCCUCAACAGCAAACCAGGGAUAUACAGAAUUGUAUUGAGACGACGCAAAGGUUUUGUUAAGUUAGCACUGCGUAACGGUGCUCGUCUGGUGCCUGUCUUUUCCUUUGGGCAAAAUGAUUUGUUCGAUCAACUGGAUGGGCCUCGUUUGAGGAGGUUUCAAGAGGCGCUGAGGAAGUGGAUUGUCAUAGCGCCUAUUAUACCUAUAGGGAGAGGAUUUUUCCAGUAUUCCUUCGGACUUAUUCCCCGAAGACAUCCAGUCGUGACUGUUGUAGGUAAACCAAUUGAGAUGCCAAAAAUUGAAAAACCCACCCAAGAAGAUAUUGAUAAAUAUCACACUAUAUUUAUGGAGAAGUUGAUUGAAUUAUUUGAAGAAAAUAAGCAUAAGUAUUUGGAGGAACCAGAAAGUAAGAAACUGACUAUAGAUUAGAGACUUCUUUGUGUUAAUUUAAAGAUAAUAAAAACUUGAGACAUUAUUAUUAUGA